AUGAAAGAACGUUAUGCUAAUCUUCCAAAGAGUGAUAUCAUUAAAUCAUUAGAAAAUCAAUCUCCUGAACUUAUCAAAUUAUUGAAUGAAUUCAAAGAAAAAUUAUCAAUAAUAAACGAGUCAACUAGACCAAUAAUUGACAAAGCAAAACAAAAAAGAAUUGUUGAUAAUCCAAUAAUGGAAUUUUUGUUUAUAAAACACCAGACAUUAUUAAAUUAUCUUACAAAUAUAUCAUUUUAUCUUUAUCUUAAAUCUUCUGGAACCUCAAUCAAUUUGUUUAAACAUCCAAUAACUGAUGCACUUUUGGAAUUGAAUAAUACAUGGAAAAAAUUGGAAAAAUUAGAAAUAAAAAUGAAAAAAUCCAUUGAUUUAUUUAUUGAAAAACUGAAUGAUGAUAAUGUUGAUGUUAUAGAUUGGCAGAUUGAAUCAAAUAUUAUUGAACAUGAAAAUCAAAGUUUUCAAGAAGAAAAUGAUGAUGAAAUUAAUUCGGAAAAUGAAAACAACAAAUAUUAUGAAGAAGAAUUAUUAGAAAAUAACUCUUCUGAUCUGGACAAUUCCAAACCUUCUUCUUCUUCACCAAAAUUGACCCCGACAAUAUUAACAUCCGUAGUAGAAAAUGAAUUCGAAUCGACUGAUUUUGGUGAUUUGGAUGUAUUGGAUGAAGUAGACGCAGAAGAUAAAAUUCAAAGAAAAAAAUCUUUACGUUAUCAUGUUUCCAAAAUUGAUCAAAAACUUGCUAAACGUGAGAAAGCCAUUAAAUUAAGUGGAGAUGUUGAUCUUCCAUAUAAAGAUAUAGAUGAUGAAAAUAAAAGAAACAUUAAUAAUGACACACUUCCAAACGGCACUAAACGAAAAAUCAACUAUCAAAUUUACAAGAACAAAGGUCUUAUGCCACAUAGAAAGAAGGAACAACGUAACCCGCGUGUUAAACAUCGUAAUAAAUACGUUAAAGCAAAGAAAAAGAUCAAGAGUAUUAAACCUGGUGUUAUCAAACAAAAAGGAUUUUAUGGUGGCGAAAGUACUGGUAUUAAUGCUGGAAUAUCAAGAAGUGUCAGAUAUUCUAAAGUUGUCAUGGAUUUUGGUUCAGAUGAAGAAUUUUUUCAACCCGCAAAAAAAUAUAAUCCUUCAAAAAAAUCGCCUUUAUCAUCAACGUGUUCUUCAAAAAACCAUGCUGAAACUGAAUUCAAUAAUAAUGAUGAUGAUGAACGAAAAAGUGUCAUUUCACAGACACAACUGCUUCAAGAAUCAACAAAAUCUCAUUCUGAAAAUGUUGAAAUAAUCUCUACUACAAAUGACAUUAACACUAACACCAUCAUCAGCACUUCAGCAUCAGCAAUUCUUAAAAAAUUACUUGAAAAGAGAAAAAAUAAAAAAGAUCUCUCUCUUUCAAGAAAACAAAACAUUCCUUUACAAAAAAAGGAUGCACCUCUAAAAAAUUCACCUGGAUUUAAUUACCAAAAUAAAUCAGAAUUAUCUUGUUUGACAAUUUCCGAACCUCAAAUUCUUGUUCUUAUAAGAAAUGAAACAUUUUCAACAAUUGAUAUUGUUGAUCAUAAAAAUAUGCUUCCUAUUACUACUAAUGCAUCUGUUAACAAUGGUCUUCAGGAAUUAAAAAUUUCAGGUGAAGAUCAAACAGUCUCUUCUACUGUUACAACUUCUGCUGCUGUCAUUGUCACAAUCACAGCUAAUGCUACAACUGCAACUACUAAUAUUUCUCCAACUGGCAAUCACAUUUCACUCCUUGACAAACGUAAAGCUAAUGAUGAUGUUGAUCAGGAAGAAAAUUUCACCUCAUUACCAAUUGAUGUUCCAGGUGUUGAAAAGAGGAAAAAAAUGGAACAUUCGAAUGAGAGUGAAACAUUGCCAAAACUAACAAAAAGGCCCAGGAUUGAUAAAAAGUCAAAUGAUAAAAAUUCUUUUGCUGGUACUGAAAUAACUUGGCUAUCAAAAGCUAAAGUUUGUCCUUAUUGUGACAAGAAGUGGGCUUGUAAAACAGAUAAUGUUAAAAAUAGAAUUGCUCACAUGAAAAGAUGUGGCAAAAAACUUAAAAUCUCACCUGCAGAUAUGGUUACAAUAGUAAGGGAGAAAAAAAUUAUUGAUUACUUUGCUGAUUCGGAUUUUGAAGAUUUCAAAAUAGUAUCAAGGCCAAUCAAAAAACUAGUUGAUCCGAAUAAAAAUAAAAAACAAAAUGGAAAACAGAUGAUGGCAUAUGAUUUAAACACCACACCCAUCUUACCUCCAAAUAAAGCAAUUAAACGAUCAAACAGACUUGCAAAAAAAUCAUUUUUAAGCAAGCCAUCUAUAACUGAAUUUACAAAAUAUUUGCCACCAUCGCCAUCACUAACAGAAUCAAAUAAAAGCAAGAUAGGUGAACAUUUUAAAAUGAUCAUGGAAGAAAGACCUAAGAGCCAUAAAAGAAAUUAUACUUUGUGGCAAAUUCAGGCAUUUGGUGGUGAAGAUUGCCCAUUAACUAUCAAUGACUACUAUAUUGACAGUGUAAAGAAGGUAUAUGCAGAUUUUGAGUUUGAUAUUGCUCCCAAUCAAAAACAAAAAAUACUUUGA
This is a messenger RNA of Entrophospora sp. SA101, 2562 nucleotides long. The record is from the annotation of a GenBank genome assembly. Lineage: Eukaryota; Fungi; Glomeromycota; Glomeromycetes; Entrophosporales; Entrophosporaceae.